Messenger RNA from Antrostomus carolinensis (chuck-will's-widow), 582 nucleotides. RefSeq names its product activating signal cointegrator 1 complex subunit 1. Lineage: Eukaryota; Metazoa; Chordata; Aves; Caprimulgiformes; Caprimulgidae. The annotation marks the transcript as partial. The transcript has 6 exons. Gene Ontology annotation, cellular component: nucleus. The record is from RefSeq and is a predicted model, not a curated record. Gene Ontology annotation, biological process: DNA alkylation repair; regulation of DNA-templated transcription.
GAUCACGGGGUCAGCAGCAGCCUGUUCCAGAACCCUUCAAAACUUCACCUGACUCUUGGAACGCUGGUACUUCUGAAUGAGCAAGAGAUCCAGAAAGCGUGUGACCUCCUACAGCGAUGCAAAGAGGACUUCGUGGACCAAAUUGCUGGAGGCAAGCCCCUGACUGUGGAGGUGGCAGGAGUGGAGUACAUGAAUGACGAUCCUGCCAUGACAGAUGUCCUUUAUGCCAAAGUCCACAUGAAGGAUGGCUCGGACAGAUUGCAGUUGAUUGCUGAUCAGCUGGUGGAAAGGUUUGUGGCCUCCGGCUUGAUGCUUAAAGAAUGGGAUAGGGUGAAACUGCAUGCUACAGUCAUGAACACUCUCUUCAGGAAAGAUCCAAGUGGAGCCGAAGAGCGAAACAAUACAAUGGCUGGUAAAUCGUCUUUCAAGGAACGGGAGUCAUUUAAUGGCCGAAAUAUCCUCAAGCUCUUUGAGAACUUCUACUUCGGAGAGGUGCAGCUGGACUCGGUGCGUCUUUCCCAGAGGUUCUCCUCGGACGCCUCUGGCUACUACGCAACGUCUGGGCAGCUGACCUUCUCCUGA